GGUGGACGUUCAUUUUCAAGUUAAACCACUUUCAAAUGUUCUAGAGUGUAUAAUUUCUUCAGUAUUCAUUUCAACCAGCAUUUUCUCACACACAAAGCAUUUAGUACAUACAGUCUGUGUUACCCAUUGUGUGCUCUUCACCAACUGAGAUAUUUCUCAGAACCUUCACUCAAUGCUGCCUUUUUUGUCUUUCUGUGAACUGAGUCAUCCUUCUUCAAUGAAAACCUUUUCAACGCAACAAUGCACAACACAGGCUCACCCAGCCAAACCACUAAGAUCUCUCUAUCUACAUGUAAAGAUUGCUUUGUUUUUUUUUUUCCACAACAGCUACAGUUUCUUCCACAGCUUCUUUUCUUGGUGUUGCAACACCAAAAAUGGGAUUUUCCCCUCUCUUAACCAUGUCAGACACUUACAAGCUGGAAACUUAAAAUGUGUUGGUAUUGUUAUUCAUAAUUUUUAAUAUUAAAUGAAUCAUCUUUAUAAAUCCAGGAUAAAUGUAUUUGUUAACCUUUUUUUCUGUUAGAAAUAUUGAAUAAAGUUCAGAUCUCAUAAAAUAUUUCUCUUCCAGCAUUUUUGUGCCAUAACCCACGGUUGCCAUCACCUUCAGCCUACAGUCUGUUUUCUUCACUGAAGUCAACAAACAACCAAUAAUGUGGGAGCUUUCAGAGGUCAAAGACAAUUUGGAAAUUCCUGUUUUUAUUUCCGAUUGCAACAUCCAUCAUGUUCUUUGCACCGCCAUCAGUUCGAUUCUUAAUUGGACUCAUUCCAAUGGACAAGUGCACUCUGGAAAGUGUAGAGAUGCUGACCUCAGGUCUCGAAAUGAUGUGCAAACAUGCACUUCCUGGAAGGCUCCCAUCAUCUGGGAGGGAAUGUUUACUCCCAGUCAUUACGACCAGAUACACAGAAACAAAGGAUCCUCUGUUGCCUUGACUGUGUUUGCAGUUGGCAGGUACCUGGACGCCUACCUGGAGACCUUCCUGAACUCAUCAGAGCAACACUUCAUGUCGAGUUUGCCCGUGACAUACUACGUGUUUACGGACUCGCCUGAGUUGGUGCCGAACAUCAAGCUUGCCCCCAAUCGGCACCUGAAAGUAAUCGAAGUGGAGAGGCACACGCGGUGGCAGGACAUCUCCAUGAUGAGGAUGAAGGCGAUAUCAGACGUCAUCGAGUCGGAUAUCCGCCACCACGCCACGCACGUCUUCUGCUUUGACGUCGAUCAGGUGUUCACCGGCAGAUUUGGCCCCGAAGCUCUGGGAGACUCGGUGGCUCUGCUUCACGCCCACUACUAUCACCUCCCAAGGAUGCUGUUCACCUACGACCACAACCCGAAAUCCAAGGCGUUCAUGAAAACUGGGGAUUUCUACUACCACGCUGCCAUCUUCGGAGGCUCCUGGAGGAGCGUGAAGGCGCUGACGGAGGCCUGCUACCGCAGCAUCAUGGCGGAUAAGGAGAACGAAGUGGAGGCCUUGUGGCACGACGAGAGUCAUUUGAACAAGUACUUUUGGCUUCACAAGCCCAGCAGGGUUCUCUCUCCAGAGUACUGCUGGGACACCAGCAUCGGCUACAGGAGCGACAUACAGGUGUACCGGCUGCUGUGGGCACCCAAAGACUACUAUAACCUGAGGACGUCAUAGAUUAACACUCUCAUUUGUUUU
Poecilia latipinna (sailfin molly) is the source of this 1655-nucleotide messenger RNA. RefSeq names its product alpha-1,3-galactosyltransferase 2. Gene Ontology annotation, cellular component: vesicle; membrane; Golgi apparatus. The coding region runs from base 651 to 1634 and encodes 327 amino acids. The record is from RefSeq and is a predicted model, not a curated record. Gene Ontology annotation, molecular function: hexosyltransferase activity. NCBI's taxonomy places the organism in Eukaryota, Metazoa, Chordata, Actinopteri, Cyprinodontiformes, Poeciliidae. The transcript has 5 exons. Gene Ontology annotation, biological process: carbohydrate metabolic process.